AGGACUUGUGUAAUUCGGUUCUCGCUUCCUUGUCUCGCUCUCCAGGCUCGGAGAAGACCUUGCCAAGGUACUCCAGUAGCAGUGGGUUGGAAUCGACGAGAAUUCUGUUCCGACUGGGGGUGUUGACUUCAUUAAGGUAUUUCCCUAAUAUCAAUUUUGAACCUUCAGGGACCACACUUGGUUCGAAAAAGAGAACCUGCUGAAACUUCUUCGAUGUGCGCACAGCUUCGUUCCAACUAUUCCUUAUGCGAGGGGCCACACACAGAAGGAAUUUCAUAUCAGUAUAUGAAAGGAUUUCCGCAACGAUCUUAGUGUUGUCGAGUGCUGUGUAACUUGGUAUGUUGGUUUUGUUUUGUUUUUCUCGACCGAAGCAUAUUGACUUGACCUAUACAACACUAAAAAUAUCCCAUGUAGAAUGGGGUAUUUAUUUGCGAGUUUAUCAUGACCCAUCGAUACUUGCCCACCAGGCUGAUUCGUCAGUCCGUUGUCAGGAAGCUCGUUCGUAUGACCGACGACAAUCAUAGUCAACAUGGCUGUUAUUAGCCUCGAAGCAUCUCUUGCUAUCAUUGCCAUGGCCCAUGAUGAGUUCCAACUCAAACCUCAUCACCAUCCCGAUACAAAUCACAAAGUUUUCACCAUGGGUGGCGAUCUCAACUUGAAAAAGAGCUGGAACCCCGUUCUGCAAAAGAACCAGGAGAGAACAUGGCUCGCCGAAAAGAAAGCGCUCGAAGAGCGCAAACGCAUCGACCAAAUGAUGCGCGAGCGACAGGAAGAACGACAAAUGCUCGAAAUCCAACAACUACAAGAAGCCGCCGGCGGCAAAAAACGUCUUAAUCGGGUGGAUUGGAUGUAUUCGGGCCCCUCCAGCGGUCAACUUGGAACAACCGAGGAAAUGGAAGGGUAUCUAUUGGGUAAACGACGAAUUGAUGGGCUGAUUAAGGGAUCGGAGAAUCAGAAACUGGAAAAGUCAGCCGCGGAGGACUCGUUUAUGGCUGUUCAGAAAGCGAAUACGGCGAGAGAUACAGCGGCGAAGAUUAGGGAAGAUCCUAUGUUGGCUAUUAAGAAACAAGAGCAGGCCGCAUAUGAAGCGAUGAUGAACGAUCCGGUGCGAAGGAGACAGUUGAUGCAGGCCGCAGGAAAGGAUAGUGGAUCUGCAGAAAAGGAGCGCAGACAUCAUCGUCAUAGACAUCGACACCGAGAUGAUGAAGAAAGACAUUCACGACAUCGUUCAGGAAGACACGACUAUGAUGAUGACGAUCGCAAGCAUAGGCGACGACGCGACGAUAGAGUAUCUGGGCCUCGGUCUCAGUCGCCUGUUAGACAUUCUCGAUCUCGAAGAUCUCCCUCUCCAUCUAGACACACAUCUCGUCGUUCGCGAUCGCCUUAUCGUCGCGAUCACCGUGAACACCGCGAAAGGUCAUAUUCCCCACGAUCGCGCCGUCGCGAUUGCUCUCCCCGGCAGGACUGGGACAAAGAUCAUGAUCGAAACGAUAGGCGACAGACAUGGCACCACAAUCCACGCCCUGCACCUCCACCACGACGCGAAACACAAGCCUCAUCCAAAUCUGCUGAAGAAGAGCGAGCAGCCAAAUUAGCGGCAAUGCAAGAGAAUGCGAACGAAUUAGACAAAAUGCGAGCAGAACGGAUAGCAGCUGCCGAUGCGCGUGAAAAAGCUGAGCGUGAAGCUGACGAGGCAGCCCGCGCUCGAACGAGCAAAGAUGGUGGGAAGGGAGCUUUCUUGUCGAGUAUUAACAAACGGGCUGGAGAAUUGGAUCUAUCUGAGCGGCUUCAACGGGGACGACGAAAUGUUGAGAAAGAGCAGGAAGCUUAUUAA
This is a messenger RNA of Talaromyces stipitatus ATCC 10500, 1834 nucleotides long. RefSeq lists its product as uncharacterized. Lineage: Eukaryota; Fungi; Ascomycota; Eurotiomycetes; Eurotiales; Trichocomaceae. Gene Ontology annotation, cellular component: U2-type spliceosomal complex. The transcript is spliced from 2 exons. The record is from RefSeq and is a predicted model, not a curated record. The coding region runs from base 530 to 1834 and encodes 434 amino acids. Gene Ontology annotation, biological process: mRNA splicing, via spliceosome.